UGUGUAGCUGAUCCUAUUCCACUGUCACAGUACGUGAUAGCUCUUAUUAAGAAGGAUAAAACAGAAAAGGAACUCAGAGAAAUUUGUGUUGAUCAACUUGAAGUUUUCCUGCAAGAAAAUACAUCGGGUUUCGUCGAGGAUCUGUUCGCCGCACUGACUUCCCGCUCGUAUGUGGGCGUAGAUACAAUGGAUUCCAAAAAAGAACAAAACGAGGGUGUUGUACACUCACGCUCGGACGUACCCAAGGAGAAAAAGCGUUCCGUUACUGGAGAAUCGAGCCACUCUGAUUCGGGACCUGCCAAACUGCCGAGUAAAGGCACUGUCAGUGGCAAAAGUCGGGUUGCUCGAAGUCGCUCGAGGUCUCCACUAGCUACUUCCCGUACGGGACCUAAUUCACGCGGCAGUUCUAAGGGUCGUCGAGGUCGGGAUUCCCCCGAACGUGAAUCAGGGAAGAGUCGAGCGGACGAAUUCUCUGAUGGAAAAACUUUGUCGUCUCGAAAUCGAAGAGCUGAUCUGCGAGAGAACGGCCAACGAAAGCGGCGAUGUCGGAAUAUUGAGGAGCACGGGGUUUGUGUUGCUGGCUCCCGUUGUCCGUUUGACCACGGUCCACAUGCCGUAGUUUUACCACCGGCCAAAACUGCUAGCGAUGUCAUCACACAGUUGACUUCGGGACAUCCAUCUCGCGAUUCUUCGUCCAAGAAUGCUGGGUCACCUGAGAUCACAGAAAAUCCUACGACUGUCUCAAAUGAUAACGAACCUCACCCAAUAGAAACUGUUCCGUCUAUUCCUAUUGUGCAGUCGGGCGGUGAGCCUCUACUACAAACUCCUGGGAGUGCUUCUGUACAAACCCCUACCUCGGUACCCAUUCUACCUGUAUAUCGUCCCACACCCAUUAACCAACCUGUGUCAAAUCCUGUCCCGCCAAUUGAAGCGAUCCCGUUCAAUCCUUCGCUUCUUAGCAUCCCGCCCCCAAUGAUAAGUGGUUUCACCUGGCCAACUCUCAACUUGCCUAAAACAUUUGCUGCGCAUAAUUCCACUACAAACGACUUUUCUCGCCCAACAACGAUUCGACAUAAUGUGGUUCCUAUCCCAAUGCGUGAAACCAACCCGACCAGUACACAGGUAACUCAAGAAUCUGCUGAUACGUCCUCGGCGACCGUCCCUGUUUCAGAUGCUGUUCCUCCGGCCUACGAACCCUGCCGACCGCAGAUCACCAUGAUCUCUGGACCCAGUAAUCGAUCCCCUUCAUCUACCGAUGUCCCAUGGAGUUUUUCCACCCCGGUGGCUAAUGACCCACCCCAAGUUUACACUCCAAGUCCAAUUUCCGAACGCCUCGGUCCGGAACCGGGAAAAGGAUCACAGUCCUGGGGAGCAAAUCGUAAUACAACAUCCAAUUUUAAACCUCUAGAUCAGAUGACUACAUUCCCGUCCGUGUUGUACGUUACUCGAAUACCUUGGAAACAAAAUGAUGAAGAUCAACUACAGGAACACUUUGCAAAAUUCGGUACGGUGUUAAAAAUUAUCCCACGAUUCAAUGGCCUCGCUGAUGCUGCUAUGGUGGAAUUCUCAUGUCCAGCUGAGGCGGAGUUGACCUAUCGCAGUCCGGAACCAAUUCUGUACAACCGCUUUAUCCGGCUCAGCUUGAAUCCACCGGUCUUACAACGAUUGGCAGGUCGGCCGAUUAAAUAUGAUUUUCGCGGGAAGACGUUACAAGAUCGCAUAGGUAUCAAGAACCGUUUGGGUUUUCGACCCUAUGGCGGACUUGGUCUGUCCUAUGUGGGCUCGUCAGAUCUCCGUACCAAGGUCACAAAAUCUGGCUCAGCACAUGGCCGUGGACAUUCCCGGUUCCGUUUAGAACGUGAUCCGGAUGCGCUGCAUGGUUCUCCCCAGGCCUCCGCAGAUGAAACAGACGAACCGGACGAGGAACGACCGGUAGACGAAGAUUCCGAAAUGCGCCCAGAUGGAAACGAUUUCACUGAUCGCGGUUUUGGUCGCGGCAAAUUCUCCAGUCGUAUGGACGGUGAUGCGGGUGGCGACGAACACGAUGAGGACAAAAUACCGGAUGCUUCUGGUGUUUUCGGUGUAGAAUUAGCCCGCGCACGAAUGGAACAAUUGCGAGGUACACAUAAGAAUAUUCACUCUACGCUCUACAGUCAGGAGACAACUGCCUAUCUAUGGGAACAUCAAAAAAUGGCCGCAUUGAAAGAGCGUCAGGAAAAGCUGCUCAGUCUGGAUAAAGCCCGUGAAGCAAAGCAGACCGCUUUGGAAGCACAAAAGCAAUUGACCUCUCGUCUGCGCAUUCAGCUGAAACGAGUGAUGGCCAAACUGGAAGGAAAAGACGAACCACCCUCGGCGCCCAGCAGUACCGGUGGGACCGGUGGACAUCUGACCGUGGCCGAGCAACGUCGUCUCUUGACCGAGGCCAAGCGCAUUCAGCACGAGCUAGAACAGGCUUUGAACUUAGAGAAAAGCCUAUCCGGUAAACGGUCCAAACCGAGCUCGGAAUCCGAUCCAAGUACUGUGGGUAGCACAACUGUCAGUGCUGCUGCAUUGCAAGCAUUACCCGAACCAUUGGCUACAGAAAGACGCAAACAGAUUGCUGAGGUAAAAGUUCAGUUGAAGAAAGUUGAGUCCGAAGUGGCUACCUUGAAGGCAAAAGGAGAUCCUAUAGUGGAGCAAUGUCGACGAAUUUUGGAACUUAAACGUCAGGUAAGUGUCGGGCUUAAUCAAAAUGAAUCAGUUCCGAAGUUGCUGAUCUCCGGUUUGAUUGAUAUCAGUGUUAUUUACUUCCGUGCUGGUUCUCCUCCCAUCCCAGACACGAUUAAAAUGUAA
Molecule: messenger RNA, 2832 nt
Organism: Echinostoma caproni
Lineage: Eukaryota; Metazoa; Platyhelminthes; Trematoda; Plagiorchiida; Echinostomatidae
Source: the annotation of a GenBank genome assembly